AUGCAGCCGCAGAGCUCCCUUUUCCGCGCGCGGGCCCAAGCGCAUGGCGAGGCCCGUCCAAAUGGUACUGGCGCACUGACUGAAAAUGCCGUGGCGGAGAAUGAUCAGAUUAUGUCCGCAUUGCUUAGUGACGUGAGGGCUGUAAAGAAAAACUUCACCUCCAUGGGCGUCGAGGUGCGGCGACAGAAUUCUUUUUUAGACUCACUUCAAGAUACAUUUGGACGUACGCGCGCGCGCUUAAACCGUACGAUGAGGUACUUGAACCUGCCGGAACUCACAAGUGCGAAACAUAUGUGGGUGCUUUUCGUGUUCGUGUUCGUCGUCCUUGUGCUGAUAUAUAUAAUGCUGAAGUCCCGGUGA
Molecule: messenger RNA, 360 nt
Organism: Trypanosoma brucei brucei TREU927
Lineage: Eukaryota; Euglenozoa; Kinetoplastea; Trypanosomatida; Trypanosomatidae
Product: Golgi vesicular membrane trafficking protein, putative
Exons: 1
Coding region: 1-360 (119 amino acids)
Source: RefSeq, a predicted model, not a curated record